This is a messenger RNA of Alnus glutinosa, 908 nucleotides long. RefSeq lists its product as uncharacterized. The transcript has 2 exons. NCBI's taxonomy places the organism in Eukaryota, Viridiplantae, Streptophyta, Magnoliopsida, Fagales, Betulaceae. The record is from RefSeq and is a predicted model, not a curated record. The coding region runs from base 52 to 510 and encodes 152 amino acids.
CACGUAUAACAUUCCUCACGAAGAGCUCUCUCUCUGAGAAUCCCACAGGCAAUGUCGAAGCCCCAGGGGCCGCCGCGGCCUCUCUACAAGCAGCACUCGUGGACGCCCGACACGCGCCGCGAGGAGGCGUGGCUGAGACGCAAGGGCAAGUACGGCGGCGACCGCAUCCGCCGCAACAAGAGUCUGUCGGACGAGGACUUGGAGGAGUUGAAGGGCUGCUUCGAUCUCGGUUUCGGGUUCGGGGUGGACUCGCCGGAUGUGGAUCCGAAGCUGUCGGAGACCAUCCCGGCUCUGGGGUUGUACUACGCUGUUAACCGGCAGUACAGUAACAGCUUGUCGAGGUCGUCGUCAUCGUCGUCGUUGAUGGCUUCCGAUAGCGAAAUCGAAAGCCCCGUCGCGAUAAUAGAUCAAGGUGAGGAUGCUGAGCUGGUAAAGACGAGGUUACGGCAAUGGGCCCAGGUGGUUGCUUGCGUAGUACGCCAAUCCUCUUCAACCCUAAGCGGAUCAUGAUGAGAAAGAAAAUAACCUUGUGGUCGGUGAUCCGGGCCAUGGUCGGCGCCAUCUGUUCAUACGGAAAAUAUUCGGAGGCUCCCCGCCGGCCAUCACUUCGGCGGCAUCACCCCCAAUAGAGUUUCAUCGUUUUGCAGGUGAUCGGCCGAAAAUUGACUGUGUCAACAGUAUACCACACCAUAAACUAAUCCCAGUACUAUUUGUUAAUCAUUCAAUUUUGUAAUGUAAAAUCAAAAUUUUUAAUUUUGGUUUUUGUUUCUUUUUGAUUUUUGCUUGUUCGUGUUCUUGCUUGAUCUUCGUCCCCCAAAUAAUUUGGGAGAUAUUGGAUUAAGGUCGGAGUAUCUAGUCCGUUUGGGUAUCGAAUAUUUCGAAUAUGAAUAAUAUUCAAAAUUUAAUCA